AGGGGUAAGUGAUCCUAGCGUCAUAGCUUGGUUGCAGUGCAUCCAUGUGGGGCUCAGUGUUGAGACAGAGUUGAAGUUUUUCUGUCUGACACGUUUUGCUGCUCGUCCCCGUGUCUCAUCAUGUCUUCGUCCUUCUUCAUCAAGAAGAAAGAAAACGCCAAAGUCAAGAAACACGCAGAGGCGCCAAAACGGAAGGCUGAUGUGGAUGGAAAGAGUAAAGUACGAGCGAAGAAAGCCAACUCCAAAUACAACGAGGAGAUUUCCAGCGACUCUGAGGCUGAGAGUCAUGAAGGGACCAGGAAAAGACAAUCCAAUGAAGAGCACGAGUAUGAGGAAACGCCACAGGAGAAGAAGCUCCGAUUAGCCAAACUUUACCUGGACCAACUGAAAGAAGAAGAGGAGAAGAAGGCAGAAGACGACUCAUUCGAGACCGAUCUGAUUGCGGGAAGACUUCAAGAAGAAGUGCUUGAGCAAAAAGGAAAGCUUCAGCGGUUUAUUGCCAAAGAUCUCAUGCCACCAGAUGCUUCAGAGAUCAGAGUGCUAAGAGGACACAAACUUCCAAUUACCUGUCUGGUCAUCACCACUGAUGAGAAGUACAUCUUUUCAUCUGCCAAAGACUGCUCCAUCAUUAAAUGGGAUGUUGAGAGUGGGAAGAAACUGCACACAGUACCCGGUGGAAGGAAAGGUACAGAGGAUCGACAUGUUGGACAUACUGCCCAUGUUCUGUGUAUGGCCGUGUCAUCAGAUGGAAAAUACUUGGCCACUGGAGACAUGAACAAACUGAUCAUGAUCUGGGAAGCAGAAACCUGUAAACAUCUAUAUAAAUUCACAGGACACAAAGGGCCCGUGUCGGGUCUUUCAUUCAGAAAGGGGUCUCAUGAUCUGUACAGCGCCUCUCACGAUCGCUCAGUCAAAGUGUGGAACGUGGACGAGAACGCAUAUGUGGAAACUCUCUUUGGGCAUCAGGACGCCAUCACAGGACUGGACAGUCUGAGCCGUGAGCGUUGUGUGACUGCGGGAGGAAGGGACCGCUCGGUCAGGGUUUGGAAGAUAGCCGAGGAAUCUCAGCUGGUGUUCCACGGCCACCAGGGUUCAAUCGACUGUAUCCAGCUCAUAAAUGAGGAGCACAUGAUAACAGGAGCCGACGAUGGCUCCGUGUCUCUUUGGAGUGUCAACAAGAAGAAGCCUCUCAGCACAGUGAAGCAGGCUCACGGUUGCCAUGGCGACGAAGGGCUGGAGCAGCCUCAUUGGGUGGCUUCGGUAGCGGCGCUUCAGAACUCGGAUACCGUCGCCUCAGGUGCCUCUGGCUGCUCACACAACUCACAGGUGCAGCUAUGGAAGUGUGGACAGAAUUACCGCAGCCUGGAGCCUCUGUUCAGUGUACCAGUGUCCGGGUUUGUCAACAGCCUGAAGUUUUCAAGCUCCGGUCAGUUCUUGGUGGCAGGAGUUGGACAGGAGCACAGGUUAGGACGAUGGUGGAGAAUAAAAGAGGCCAAGAAUGGGAUCUAUAUUAUUCCUCUUAAAAGGAAACUCCCUAACCCGGAGGAAGCCAAGGUGACUGAAUGAAUAGUGGACUGUUAAAUGUCUUAUUUUGUAAAUUAAAGGUUAAAAAACUG
Messenger RNA from Larimichthys crocea (large yellow croaker), 1616 nucleotides. It is a transcript of the gene rrp9, whose product is annotated as ribosomal RNA processing 9, U3 small nucleolar RNA binding protein. Gene Ontology annotation, cellular component: small-subunit processome. Gene Ontology annotation, molecular function: protein binding; U3 snoRNA binding. The record is from RefSeq and is a predicted model, not a curated record. The transcript has 15 exons. Bases 121 to 1566 code for a protein of 481 amino acids. Lineage: Eukaryota; Metazoa; Chordata; Actinopteri; Sciaenidae.